AUGCGCCUAACCGACCCCAUCCAUCUCACCCCAGAAGACAUCGAUGCCGUCGCUCCCGACAUUGCAAGCAUCCGACACUCAUCCUUGACCACCACGCCGCUGGGCCAGCUGAGAUACGGUCGCGUGCCCCACGCCGAAGCCCGUCGAUGGCUGGAGUCGAGCACCCGGAUCGAGCUUGAGAGCGAGCUAGCACGAUACCCCCGGAUUGCCAGUCUGGGCCGCGAUGAGUUGGGCCAGCAUGUCACGCGGAUGGAGCACCUUGUCAUCCGCGAUCUGGAUCUCGAAUUAUUGCCACCCGCGUGCCAUUCGAAAUCACAGAGCGUGGAAGUGUCUGGUGGUGGUGGUGGUGGUGGUGGUGGUGGUGGUGGUGGUGGUGGUGGUCGACGUGUCGUUGCCUUCGCAGAAUUCAUGUACCAUCCGUCGACGCAGGAGCCGGCAACACAGAGCACGCACAUCUCAGAAGAUAAUCCGCCAGCCUCCUCGUCAACGGACGACAAGACCACCCCACCGACCAGUCUCGGUCUCGAUCUUCUCCCGUCAUCCGUCCACCGCGAACUGCACGAACACUGGGACCGGACCGUCGAAGACGCCCUGUCGGCGCGGUUCGGGGCCAUGCACUGCUUCGAGGUGCGCGGCAUCGGCACGCUCGCGCCGUCGCACCUGCGGAAGGGCAUCGCCAGCGAAUUACUGCCGUGGAUCUUCCCCUGGGCGGACAGGUUGGGCAUUCCCGUUGUCCUGGCAGCCACGCCGGCGGGGUACCCGUUCUAUCUGCGGCACGGGUUCGUGGAGAUAGACGACGGGAAAGGGGGUUCCAUCGAGUGCGACAUGGCCGAGUGGGGAGGGAUCGGGAUCCAUCGACAUGUCCUGAUGAUAAGGUGGCCGAAGCACACGGAGCUCUGA
This is a messenger RNA of Fonsecaea multimorphosa CBS 102226, 900 nucleotides long. RefSeq lists its product as uncharacterized. The record is from RefSeq and is a predicted model, not a curated record. The transcript has a single exon. NCBI's taxonomy places the organism in Eukaryota, Fungi, Ascomycota, Eurotiomycetes, Chaetothyriales, Herpotrichiellaceae. Bases 1 to 900 code for a protein of 299 amino acids.